This is a messenger RNA of Solanum verrucosum, 2539 nucleotides long. Its product is annotated as SNARE-interacting protein KEULE. The record is from RefSeq and is a predicted model, not a curated record. Gene Ontology annotation, molecular function: syntaxin binding. The transcript is spliced from 21 exons. Gene Ontology annotation, biological process: vesicle-mediated transport; intracellular protein transport. Gene Ontology annotation, cellular component: plasma membrane; secretory granule. Bases 218 to 2218 code for a protein of 666 amino acids. NCBI's taxonomy places the organism in Eukaryota, Viridiplantae, Streptophyta, Magnoliopsida, Solanales, Solanaceae.
UCGGAGACAAUUCAACUUUGGGCCUUUCAACAGUCAACGUGCGAAAAUUACUACGACUAAUUCUCUCUCUGUGAAUUGUUAAACCACUGAGAAUUUCCAUUUCCAAUUUCCAAUUUUUCGAUCACAACGAUCUCUGUGAUCGAUCAAUUAUUUAAAGCCCACACACAGAGAGUAACGGAAAUUGGAAUAUAUUUUACUUUUUGGUGGAAAAUCAAUCAUGUCCAUGUCUGAUUCCGAUACAUCGUCGCAGGGAAGCGAUUACAAGAACUUCCGGCAAGUUAUACGCGACAGAUUACUGUAUGAAAUGCUCAGGUCUGCCAAGUCAAAAGACUCAAAAUCAGCAUGGAAGGUACUCAUCAUGGAUAAACUAACUGUUAAAAUAAUGUCAUACGCAUGCAAGAUGGCAGAUAUCACAGAGGAAGGAGUUUCAUUGGUUGAAGACAUAUACAAGCGACGGCAGCCGCUCCCAUCCAUGGAUGCGAUAUACUUCAUCCAACCAACAAAAGAGAAUGUUGUGAUGUUUCUAUCUGACAUGGCUGGGAAAUCACCUUUAUACAGAAAGGCAUUUGUUUUCUUUAGUUCACCUAUUGCUAAAGAGUUGGUUAAUCACAUAAAGAGGGAUUCAAGUGUUCUGUCUCGCAUUGGUGCCUUGAGAGAAAUGAAUUUGGAGUUUUUUGCUAUUGACAGCCAGGGUUUUAUCACCGAUAAUGAGAGGGUGCUUGAAGAACUUUAUGGAGAUGAUGAAGGUUCUCGGAAGGGUAGUUUGUGUUUGAAUGAGAUGGCGAACCGUAUUGCUACAGUUUUUGCAUCAUUGCGGGAAUUUCCUUUGGUGCGCUACCGCGCUGCAAAAUCACUUGAUCCUACCACCAUGACAACCUUUCGCGAUUUAAUUCCUACAAAACUUGCAGCUGGUGUUUGGAAUUCUCUUACAAAGUACAAAUCUACUCUUCCUCACUUUCCACAGACAGAAACUUGCGAGUUGCUUAUUGUGGAUAGAUCAGUAGACCAGAUUGCUCCCAUUAUACACGAGUGGACAUAUGACGCAAUGUGCCAUGACUUGUUAAACAUGGACGGGAAUAAAUAUGUUCAUGAGGUUCCUGGCAAAGCUGGUGGCCCUCCAGAGAAGAAAGAUGUUCUUUUGGAGGAUCAUGAUCCUAUCUGGUUAGAGCUCCGCCAUGCACACAUUGCUGAUGCUAGUGAAAGGUUGCAUGAGAAGAUGACAAACUUUGUGUCAAAGAAUAAAGCUGCACAAAUGCAUCAAGGUUCAAGGGACGGUGGUCAAUUAUCUACUCGGGAUUUGCAAAAGAUGGUUCAGGCUUUACCUCAAUACAGUGAACAAAUUGAGAAGCUCUCCCUGCAUGUUGAUAUUGCUGGGAAGCUAAACAGAAUUAUCAGGGAGUCGAGUCUAAAAGAAAUUGGCCAAUUAGAGCAGGACCUUGUUUUCGGAGAUGCAGGAACUAAAGAUUUGAUCAAUUUCCUGAGGGUUCAUCAGGAUGUGACACGGGAAAGCAAGUUACGCUUAUUGAUGAUUUAUGCGUCCGUUCAUCCUGAGAAGUUUGAAAGUGACAAACUUUCCAAGUUAAUGGAGUUAGCGAGAUUGCCCCAAGAUGACAUGAAUGCCGUGUACAAUAUGAGAUUGCUGGAGGGAUCAACAGAUAAUAAGAAAAGCUCACUGGGAUCUUUCUCUCUCAAGUUUGACGUUCACAAGAAGAAGCACGCCGCUAGAAAAGACCGUACUGAUCAAGCAUCAACAUGGCAGUUGUCUCGUUUUUACCCAAUGAUAGAGGAACUUGUUGAAAAACUCAAUAAAGGGGAAUUACCAAAGAAUGAUUAUCCCUGCAUGAAUGAUCCAAGUCCAACUUUCCAUGGGACUUCCCAGUCUGCAUCAAUACAAGCAAAUCAAGUUUCAACUCCUCAUUCAAUGAGAUCGAGAAGGACAGCCACAUGGGCCCGCCCUCGAAAUUCUGAUGAUGGAUAUUCUAGUGAUUCAAUCCUGAGGCAUGCAUCAAGCGAUUUCAAGAAAAUGGGUCAACGCAUUUUUGUAUUUAUAGUUGGUGGAGCUACACGAUCAGAGUUGCGGGCUUGUCACAAGUUAUCUACAAAGCUGAAGAGAGAGGUAGUUCUUGGUUCAUCCAGCAUCGAUGACCCUCCACAAUUCAUUACGAAAUUAAAGCUCCUGACUGCAGACGAGCUCUCGCUGGAUGAUUUGCAGAUCUAGAAACAAAUUGCUGGGGAAGAUGGCAACCGAAAUCUCUUAUUUCCCAGGCUAGCAUUCCAAUUGUAUACCAAACUACGUUGAUUCAUUUCAAUUUUUGACAGUCUUUUGGUAGAUAUCUGGUACAUUGAAAGGUUAAAUGCAAAGUUGGUGGAACAUUCAGAUUCCCUAGAUGUUAAUGUCAAUGUGCCAAAAAAUUAGGGGUUUGGGUGUGUUGUAUCAUUUUUAUAGGUUCCAUUCAAGACUUCCAUAGUGUGUAUAAUGUAAUUUCUGUUAAUGUAGAGGCCCCAUUUGGAAGAAACAUUCUAUAUCUUUUUUUUUUUU